This is a messenger RNA of Acanthopagrus latus (yellowfin seabream), 1675 nucleotides long. RefSeq lists its product as uncharacterized. The transcript has a single exon. Bases 275 to 1516 code for a protein of 413 amino acids. The record is from RefSeq and is a predicted model, not a curated record. NCBI's taxonomy places the organism in Eukaryota, Metazoa, Chordata, Actinopteri, Spariformes, Sparidae. Gene Ontology annotation, molecular function: cysteine-type deubiquitinase activity. Gene Ontology annotation, biological process: protein deubiquitination.
UUGGCCAAACACAGAAUUGAUAGUGUGUUUUCAUGGCAAUCUGGAUAAGGUUGUAGAGUUGGGGGACAAGCUCUACACAUCAUUGCGGGAAAGUAAGUCCAUCAGUGGGAGGUCUGAACUGCUGUGUGUUCCAGAUUUGCCCAAAAGGUUCAUCAUUGAUGAACAGGAAUUUGAGUUUGAGUAUGGUGACUAUGUUUCUGGUGACGUUGAUGUGGUUGAGGGGCAGCUUGUUGAUGCAGGUGUGUACACCAGUCUCAGGAAUGGUUUGGGAAAGAUGUGUAGCAAAUAUGACACAUGCUUUCUGACUGUGAGUGGCAGCACAUGUGCUAUCAUUGGUCGAGAUGGGCAGUAUGCAGUUGUUGACUCCCAUGCACGCGCUGCAGAUGGCAUGGUAGAUGAAAGCGGGUUUAGUGUUGUUGUGUAUUUUAGUUGCCUUGACCGUGUGUUUGAUCACAUUUGCAAAUUUGCCAGUGCAAUGAUCAUUCCAAAGCUGUUUGAGAUUGCUGGUGUUUGUGUCACUCACAAAAGUCAAAGUGCAAAUGAGGAAAGUAGAGAGGUUGAGUUUGGUUCUAGCUUACCUUUUCAGCCAGCACUUAAAGUGUCGGCUGAACAGGUAACACUUGACAGCAGCAAAAGUCAGACAGGUGUGAAACGCAAUAUUUCAGUGGGUGAUCGUGCAUCCAAAAAGUUGAAAAACAGGGAUGUUAAUGCAGUUAAUUCAGAUGUUUUGUUUGUCAGUGAUGUGACAAGUAAAAGACUUGAGUUUAAUCCGCUGCGUAGUGAUGUUGCACAAGCUUUGUGCAAACAGUUGAAUGUGGAGUUGGAGAAAGUUGAUCUGGUCUUGACAGAGGUUGGUGCGUUAGGGGCUCCUUGUAGGAAUGAGCAAAUAGUUGGUGAUGGUAAUUGUUUCUUUAGAGCGGUUAGUCAAGCUGUGUGUGGCACACAGAAGAAUCAUAGAAGAAUUAGAUUAGCUGUGUUUAAGCAGUUACGGGCCAAUCCUCUUGCAUAUACUUUGCGUCGUGAGUAUUCGUCAAUGGCAGAUUAUCUGAGUAGAUCGCAAAUGCAAUACGUUGGUACUUGGGCCACUGAGGUAGAGAUUCAAGCAGCAGCAGAUUGUUUAGGAGUGAAUAUUUUCACGUAUUGUGGUGAUCGCUGGCUUGAAUACAGUUGCAAGAAUAGGCAGUUGUCCAAUCAGGCAGUGUAUUUACAGAAUUGUAACGGUAACCAUUAUGAGAACGUGAUUUGUGUUAUGCAGCCUCAGAUGCAGAUUUGUUAUCGGUACUGCAAAGUGAGUGCGUCUCGUUCUGGAGGUUACAAUUUUAGACGGCAAAGUAGAGAGCGUAGUGUUUGUACUGAGAGUUCAAGUCCAGUUGUUACUUCAGAUUAUGUAGCUGAAGGGGUUAUCGAUAUUGAAGAUAAUGUCGUAGAACAGAAGCAUAGUACUGUGUCUACGCAUGAGCACACUUCAUUUACAUUUAAGUCAAUGUCAGUAAUGUUAAUUCUUCUAACUAUUUGAAAAGUAAAAAGAACUUAAAAAGCAAAAGAAAAUACUAGGAAAAUGAUUUGUAUAAGGAGGAAGUCAAGGAAAUUGGUAAAGUGAAAUAUAAGACAAAUGUAUUGCUUAGGAAGAAAGUCAUUGAAAAGAAUAAACAGAAAUAUAAGGAAAAUGUAGAAU